Molecule: messenger RNA, 1167 nt
Organism: Taeniopygia guttata (zebra finch)
Lineage: Eukaryota; Metazoa; Chordata; Aves; Passeriformes; Estrildidae
Source: RefSeq, a predicted model, not a curated record
AUGGGGGUGCUCGGGGUUAGCGGGAAUCGCCCACGGGAGGCGGCGAUCCCACGGAUUGGGAAGUUAUUUUGGGGGAAAUUUGGGAUAUUUUCCCUUUGGAUCCCCGUUUCUAUCCUCCUCAAGGCUCCAGGGAUGGAAUUGUUCCUCCUGGGAAGUUAUUUUGGGGGAAAUUUGGGAUAUUUUCCCAUGGGAUCUCCAUUUCCAUCCUCCCCAAGGCUCCAGGGAUGGAAUUGUUCCUCCUGGGAAGUUAUUUUGGGGAAAUUUGGGAUAUUUUCCCAUGGGAUCUCCAUCUCCAUCCUCCCCAAGGCUCCAGGAAUGGAACUGCUCCACCUGGGAAGUUAUUUUGGGGGAAAUUUGGGAUAUUUUCCUGUGGGAUCCUCGUUUCCAUCCUCCCCAAGGCUCCAGGGAUGGAAUUGUUCCUCCUGGGAAGUUAUUUUGGGGGAAAUUUGGGAUAUUUUCCCUUGGGAUCCCCAUUUCCCUUCUCUCCAAAGCUCUGGGGACAGAUUUGUUCCUCCUGGGAAGUUAUUUCAGGGAAAAUUUGGGAUAUUUUCCCAUGGAAUCUCCAUUUCCAUCCUCCCCAAAGCUCCAGGGAUGGAAUUGCUCCUCCUGGGAAGUUAUUUUGGGGGAAAUUUGGGAUAUUUAUCCGUGGGAUUCCCGACUCCAUCCUCCCCAAGGCUCCAGGGAUGGAAUUGCUCCUUCUGGGAAGUUAAUUUGGGGGAAAUUUGGGAUAUUUUCCUGUGGGAUCCCCGUCUCCGUCCCCCCCAAGGCUCCAGGGAUGGAAUUGUUCCUCCUGGGAAGUUAAUUUGGGGGAAAUUUGGGAUAUUUUCCCGUGGGAUCCCCGUCUCCGUCCUCCCCAAGGCUCCAGGGAUGGAACUGCUCCUUCUGGGAAUUUAUUUUGGGGGAAAUUUGGGAUAUUUUAUUGCGGGAUCCCCGUCUCCAUCCUCCCCCAAGGCUCCAGGGAUGGAAUUAUUCCCUCAGAGUGACAUUUUGGGGGAAAUUUGGGAUAUUUUCCCACGGGAUCCCCAUUUCCAUUCUCUCCAAAGCUCUGGGGACAGAGUUGUUCCUCCUGGGAAGUUAUUUUGGGGGAAAUUUGGGAUAUUUUCCUGUGGGAUCCCCAUCUCCAUCCUCCCCAAGGCUCCAGGGAUGGAAUUAUUCCCCUCAGAGUGA